Molecule: messenger RNA, 567 nt
Organism: Myotis davidii
Lineage: Eukaryota; Metazoa; Chordata; Mammalia; Chiroptera; Vespertilionidae
Gene: TAF10
Product: TATA-box binding protein associated factor 10
Exons: 5
Coding region: 1-486 (161 amino acids)
Biological process (GO): transcription initiation at RNA polymerase II promoter
Cellular component (GO): SAGA complex; transcription factor TFIID complex; nucleus
Molecular function (GO): RNA polymerase II general transcription initiation factor activity; promoter-specific chromatin binding
Source: RefSeq, a predicted model, not a curated record
AUGAGUCCAAAGCAAGGUCUUGAGGAGUCCGGCCGGAUGAAGGUCCCAGCCCGUGGGAGACUCCUCGACAUUCCAGGUUCCCAACCCGGUGGAGCCGCCGGGGUCAGGCAGCGGGAGGCGAACCUCCGAGGUCUUCAUCCUGCAGCUGAGAAGCCGGUGGUGUCCAGCACGCCGCUGGUGGACUUCCUGAUGCAGCUGGAGGACUACACGCCUACGAUCCCAGACGCAGUGACUGGUUACUACCUGAACCGCGCUGGCUUUGAGGCCUCAGACCCUCGCAUAAUUCGGCUCAUCUCCCUAGCCGCCCAGAAAUUCAUCUCAGAUAUUGCCAACGAUGCACUACAGCACUGCAAAAUGAAGGGCACAGCCUCUGGCAGCUCCCGAAGCAAGAGCAAGGACCGCAAGUACACUCUAACCAUGGAGGACUUGACCCCUGCCCUCAGCGAGUAUGGCAUCAAUGUGAAGAAGCCGCACUAUUUCACCUGAGCCACCCAACCUAUAUGUACUUGUCUGUCCCCUUAUCCCCACACCAGCCUGUUUUCAUAAUAAACUUUAUUGUGACAGGUA